Molecule: messenger RNA, 745 nt
Organism: Aegilops tauschii subsp. strangulata
Lineage: Eukaryota; Viridiplantae; Streptophyta; Magnoliopsida; Poales; Poaceae
Source: RefSeq, a predicted model, not a curated record
CCGACGCAACAUCUUGCAGUCACCUUCUCUCAACAGUACCUUCGCUAGUUCUAAGCUAUAUGGCUUCCAACGGGAGCAUGCUGGCCGUGAUCAUGGCGUGCGCGCUCCUCCUCGCCGGCAGCACGUGCCACGCCGCCCGCAACCUGGCCGACACGACGCCGGCGGCUGCCGCUCCGGCUGCUAGCGCCGUCCCUGGCCUGCCGGCCGUGCCGUCCUUGCCUGCCGUGCCCACGGACACGGUCACCCUGAUGCCACCAAUGCCGUCGGUCACCCUGCCCACCGUGCCACAGGUGACGCUGCCGCCCAUGCCCUCCAUCGUCGUCCCCAAGGCGGUCCUGCCGCCCAUGCCCAAGGUCACCCUCCCCACAGUGACGAUGGCACCGAUGCCCGCGAUUGUGGUGCCCAAGGUGACCCUGCCGCCGUUGCCAUUCGUCCCCAAUGUGAACGUGCCUAUGCGGUUCGCGGCAUCACCCCCGUCAGCGUAGGCGCGGCCGUGCGGCGGUGCUCUCCCCCUGUCCAGCAUAGGGCGCCGUUCAUCUGAGUGUGGCGUCAGGUUACUCCGUGGACACGACGUACAUUUUCUUACAUGCAAGCUUGGUGUUUUAUAUGCGAUGUAUCACAGUACCAGUAAUUAUUGCCUUUUUUUACGUCUCGAUAGUGUAUGUACUGGUAGUGUUUGACUGUUGAGGGUUUUGUCCCAUUGUAUGUAUUUCUUGAUCUUCUUAUAUACACACUAUUUAAGGUA